GUGAAGGGGAACACACGCACACACGCACGCACACCUCCUCCUCCACCACCACCACCACCGCCUCCACCUCCACACUUCAUCACCACCGCCUCCGCGCUCCACACCACCACCGCCCGGCGCUGACUAAAAAGAAAGAAAAGGAAAAGAAAGAAAAUUACGAAGAAAAGUAUAAAUCAAUAAAAAGUGAAGGAACUUGAAAACCGUGAAUGAGGAAGCGAAGAAAAUAGAGAAAAAGGGAGAAAGAGAAAUAGAGAGAAAGAGAGAGAGGGAGAGAAAAAUGAGAACUUGAGGGAGAGUGAGGAGAAAGAUGUGAGGGAGGAGGCAACUUCUCUCUCCCUCUCUCUCCCUCUCCCUCUCCCUCCCCUUCCCUUCCUUUCUUCUCCCUUUUCCUUCCCAUCACUGCUCUCUCUCUCUCUCUCUCUCUCUCUCUCUCUCUCUCACUGCGGAUUCUACAUUUCCAGCAAUUUGGUAGACGGCGGGAAGUAUGGUGUCAAGGGAGGAAUGGUUACAAGAAGUCACUAUCACCACCACCACUACUAAUACUACCACUACUACUACUACUACUACUACUACUACUACUACUACUACUGCUGCUACUACUGGUGUUAGUUAAGAAAGACCAGGGUGCUAACGCCGCUGUUGAGGCGGCACCAUGGUCCAGUGGCCGCCGCGAGAGGGCACGAGAGAGGUCACCACUCCCCGCCACCACCACCACCUCUCCCUCACGCCCCCCGCCUCCCCCACCCCCACCCCCCACACUGCCGGGGAGGGGGCCGGCGGCACAUGUGGGCCCCCUACUCACACCCCGUCCCCAGGCCCCUCCUCACCCUACGUCCUAGGGGUUGGGGUAGGCCUAGCUGACCCUCCUACACCCCCCACACCACGUUUCACCCCUUCCCCUCACCCCCACGCCCCAAACGGCACCCCCUCCUCCUCCCCCUCUACGAAUGGGGUGAAUGGGGUUGGGGGAAGACUGGCGGCCAUGGAGGUGCGGGAGGAGGAAGAGGAGGUGGAGGAGGAGGUGGUGGAGCUUGAGGAGGACUACGAGGAUGAGUCAGAGGACGAGAGUGACCUCAGGUGUGGUCUGGGCCGGUGGUGUUCCCCCCGGUGGGCCCAGGUGUUCGCGGUCAAGCAGGUGUUCUUGGUCGUGUUCUCCCUGACGUCUGUGCUCCAGGGAAUGUUCUAUACCUACUACGUGAGCGUCCUGACCACCGUGGAGCGCCUAUUCCAGUUCAAAAGCAAGACAACUGGGAUCAUUAUGAGUGCGACGGAGAUGGGACAGAUCGGCGGGGCGUUGCUUCUGGCUUACUACGGCGGGCAGGGGCACAGGCCGAAGUGGAUAGGCUGGGGUAUGCUCCUCUUCGCCUUCUGCUCUUUCCUCAGUGCUCUCCCUCACUUCCUCUACGGCACAGAGCUCAUAAGGAAACAUUUAGAGUCCACCCCCACGCAGGAUGGUCUCUUCGCGAGCUCUAAUCUGUGUAGACCGCAAAAAGGGGAAGGAGACGUUAAUCCCUUCACUUCCCCCUUGAGUGACGUCGCGAGUGAUCCGUUUUCCUAUAAUGUGACGAUGCAUCCUGAUUCCCUCGUCUUGGAUCCCACGGCCGCGGCUCUGGAUUGCGAGUCGCCCGAAGCGGAGGCCCAAGUGGUGCUGUCUAUCUUCUUCCUGUCCCUCCUCGGCAUCGGCAUUGGGCAGACCGCGGCCUACAACCUCGGCAUCCCCUACAUCGAUGACAACAUAGCCAACCAGGAGACGCCGAUCUAUUUUGCCGUCACCAGCGGGGUACGAAUCCUCGGGCCAACCUUCGGCUUCGUCCUGGGCUUCGUGUGCACUCGUCUCUAUGUUGACCCCCUGGCUGACCCCGGCAUCGAACCCACGGACCCACGAUGGAUAGGGGCGUGGUGGCUAGGCUUGGUGGUGGUGGCGGCAACACUGUCCCUCACCAGUAUUGCCAUGUUUGCUUUCCCUCGUCAUCUCCCCCGCCCCCGCCGCCGCCGCCACCCUCCCCCUCCCUCCCACCACCUCGACCCCUAUCAAGCCGUGGCCCCCUGCCCCCGCCCCAAUACCCUCGCCAUACCGCCCCGGCCCCGCUCGCGCCCCAUGCCCCGACGGAACACUUCGCUAACAGACUUCGCGCGGGCGGUGUGGCGGCUACUGAGGAACCGUAUUCUGCUUCUGCGCACGGCCAGUAACGUGUUGCAUAUUCUGCCUAUCGCCGGCCUCUAUACCUUCCUGCCCAAGUACCUCGAGAGUCAGUUCCGGUUGCCCGUACACAGCGCCGCCCUCGUCUCCGGCAUCGGGGGCAUUCUGGUGAUGGGUGUGGGCAUCUUCGCGUCUGGUCUCUACAUCUGGCAGGCAAAACCAUCGCCGAGAACCGUGGCAGCCUGGAUAGCCCUCAGCGCCCUCGUGUAUGCGAUAGGCAUGGUAAUACUUAUGUUCGUGGGCUGCCCCCCUGAGGACUUCGUGGGACUGGUGGAGGACGAGGACGGCAAGCAUUUCGAGCCGAUGUGUGACCUGGACUGCGGGGAGUGUGACCUGACCACCUUCGCGCCCGUGUGUGACCCCGCGCGCCACAAGGCAUACUUCUCCCCUUGCCACGCGGGGUGCUCCAACGCCUCGCGCCGCGCAGACACGAAGGAGCUGGUGUUCUCCCACUGUAACUGUCUGGAGGAAGGGGAUACUGUGGUGAUGAAGACGUGUGGGGCGGAGUGCAACAAUUUUGAGUGGUACGUGGUCAUCUUCUCCGCCUUCGUCCUGGUCCACUCCACGUCCGAGGUUGGCGGGAUGCUGCUGACGCUCCGCUGUGUGGCCCCCAAGGACAAGGCCAUGGCACUCGGGCUCAUCUCCGUGGCUAUAGGAUUGUUAAGCAAUGUCCCGUGCCCCAUCAUCUACGGGGCAGUGGUGGACGCCGCUUGCAUUCAGUGGAAGGAGACUUGCAGCCGCCCUGGAGCGUGUCAACUCUACGACACGGAUGCCUUCAGGAUGUUCUUCCACGGUAUGACAGGUGCGGUGAUGCUGCUUGCUUUCUUCGUCGACAUUAGCGUGUGGUACCUCGCCGACACCAUCACCUUCGACGACAAUGCCUCCUCGUCACCCAUCUCCUCCCCCAUCAAGUCCCCCGCCACCCCCGAGCCCCCCGUCGCCCUCCCCGUCACCCACACCCCGUCGUCGCCCACGUCCGCCCCAUUCCCGUCGACGAGUCAGGAGUCGACACCAAUGCUCCUUCGUCCUCAAGUGGAGUCAUCGUUUAUCCAUAGCGAUGGUGGUGGUGGUGGUGGUGGUGAUGGUGAUAGGCAGUGAGGUGAUGAUGGGGUGAUAGAUUGGUAGGUAGAUAGGUAGGUAGGGUGACAGGUUGCUUUUCUUUAUUGCUUUUUUUUUGUUUUUUUAUUUGGGGAUUGUAUUUUUUUAUUUACAAGAGAGUUGGAGGUUGCAGGAUUGAGUGUGCUGAGAGGGAGUGCUUCUUGAGAGAGUUGGAGGCAGCAGGAUUGAGUGUGUUGAGAGGGAGUGCUUCUUGAGAGAGUUGGAGGCAGCAGGAUUGAGUGUGCUGAGAGGGAGUGCCAGAACAGGGAGAGAUGGGGACACUUCUGCUGCGGCCACCCCCUGGAGGGAAGUUCCCGUGAGGAGGCAGUGCGUCGGAGAUACAGAUAAAAUAGAUAGAUUUUUCAUUUGAUUAUUUUGUUUAUCGGUAUGUUUUUGGGGGUAAAGGGUUGAGAUUGGUCGUACUGACGUGCCCAUAUCUUGUUUUCUACCUGACGAAGUACUCUUGUGUUAUCAUAAAUGUUUUCUACUGACCUUCAAACCUCCCACAACACACUAGGAAAGAGUGAAAAGAUCAAAACAAGCAAAAAUAAUCCUGAGGUGUUUAUGCAAGGUAGCCUAGCAAAGAAUGUUUACAUAUGACAACGGAAGAGCAAUUGGUUCAGUAGGAUUGAUUGUUUGAUUGAUUGAUAGUUUAUUGUUGCAAGUAGGAAGCUAGAUAUCGAAACAUUGAUAAAACUCAUCCCUACCGGGUAAAGAAUGUAUGGAUAAGCUAGGUUUGGGUGUGACGUAUUUUUCCAUUUUGAAAUUUAACCGGAAGGGAAUUUUUUAUGACAAUGGCAAAAACAAACAAUGCAAGUAUAGACGAAGGAAGGAAGGAAGCUUAACUCUCAGCCUCGCUCGAAAGACUAUAGACGACGUAAGAGAGUUGUUUUGAGACUAAAUAAAUGAAAAUACUUAAAAUAAGGUCAUUGAUUCUGGAGGUAGAAGAGAAGAGAAUUGGUGUGACAUUUCUUUAUUUUUCUAUUUUAUUUCUUUGAUAUUGUAGAAUUAUUUUCUCUGUUAAGACUGUAGAUAUAUAAAAUAAUUAAGAUAAGGAAAACGAUUGUGAAUGUGAGGGAGUAUAGAUGUCGCGAAUGAAUCUCUUAGCAUUCAUAAAUAAAGAAUAAUUAUAGAAACGUGAAACAAGGUACAUAGCGACGGUGCAGUACAUGGUAGAAUUAAUUAAGUAAGUGAGUUUUUCAAUAUCAAUAAGGAAAUCAAUGAGUUAAUUUGUAUUUUUGUAAUGAUUGAUGAUGUAGUGAUGCGUUUCAAAUAUGGAGAUUAUAGUAUUUAUGACUUUUUUUGUUUUGUUUUGUUUUUUUGUAUCGCUGGCUAAAAUUUUAAAUGCCGGCUAAAAUCAAUGACUCCGCUCGACAAACAGAAUGAGGAGAGAAAAGUGGAGAUUAAAAAGUCAUUGAAAGAAGAAGUACGUAGAAAUGAAUUAAGUUUGAAGAAGAUGUGACUGAAAGAUUUGUAGGAUUAGUGAAUAAAGUU
Eriocheir sinensis (Chinese mitten crab) is the source of this 4792-nucleotide messenger RNA. Its product is annotated as solute carrier organic anion transporter family member 74D-like. The record is from RefSeq and is a predicted model, not a curated record. Gene Ontology annotation, biological process: transmembrane transport; sodium-independent organic anion transport. Gene Ontology annotation, molecular function: protein binding. Gene Ontology annotation, cellular component: membrane. NCBI's taxonomy places the organism in Eukaryota, Metazoa, Arthropoda, Malacostraca, Decapoda, Varunidae. The coding region runs from base 653 to 3298 and encodes 881 amino acids. The transcript has 14 exons.